Messenger RNA from Linum tenue, 242 nucleotides. Lineage: Eukaryota; Viridiplantae; Streptophyta; Magnoliopsida; Malpighiales; Linaceae. The record is from the annotation of a GenBank genome assembly.
GUUGGAACUCAUUCAAGUUCACAGCAGAAGAAGGUAUUGGAACCCAUACCAUUGCUGCAACCCACCAUACUUGCUCAUCAAUUCCCACUCCAACCGACACUACCUCGAUUCAAGUUAGGUCAUCCUAAUUUAAGUUUCUUAUCUUCUGAAACCAUGUGACAGUAUUUAUUGUUGUCUUCUUUCCUGUAUAAAAGGCUUACUAGCCUCAAUGUAACAAUCAAGCUUUCCAUCAAUAAAAUCAU